Sardina pilchardus (European sardine) is the source of this 633-nucleotide messenger RNA. Its product is annotated as sarcolipin. The record is from RefSeq and is a predicted model, not a curated record. Gene Ontology annotation, cellular component: membrane. The transcript is spliced from 2 exons. The coding region runs from base 293 to 388 and encodes 31 amino acids. NCBI's taxonomy places the organism in Eukaryota, Metazoa, Chordata, Actinopteri, Clupeiformes, Clupeidae. Gene Ontology annotation, molecular function: enzyme regulator activity.
UGGGGCGUGUGUCUCUGUGGCACAAACACUUGGAUGUGAGACAGGGCAAGAGAGAGAGAGAGGCAGGGAGAGAAAAGGACUGCACUCCCUCAAUUCAUCUGCUCUGGUGUUCCAUCCACUCUGUGUGUUGAGCUUUAUGGUGUGAAAUCGACCAGCAGAGACUGAGGUCGAGUUGAUAAGCAUAGCCUACGCCUCUGCCAAGCGUACGGUGUGGUCCCUGCGCCAGCUCUGCAGCCCGCACCUCCAACAUCUUGCGACAGCGCCGGAGCCUCCUCCCCCUGUCCUGGGCAGAAUGGACCGGUCCGUGAAGGAGCUCUUCCUCAACUUCCUGAUAGUCUUCAUCACAGUCCUGCUCAUGUGGCUGCUGGUGAAGUCGUACCAAGACUGAGCCAUGAUGGGAGGAGGGUGGGGGUGGUGGGGCUGAAACUAAUGUUGCCUGAGAAUGAGGUCAGAUCCAGAGUGCGACAGGGAGUGCCAAGACGUCCCAGGCAAAGUGCUGAGGUCUGAGUUUAUCCUUCAGACAAACUGCUCGCAUUCAACUUUUGUCAUUAUGAAGCAUCAGCUUUAGAGGUUCAGCUUUAAUAUCUGAUUUUUACUGCUUAACAAAUCUUCUGAUUCUGACUGCUUAUAAAA